Megalobrama amblycephala (Wuchang bream) is the source of this 2227-nucleotide messenger RNA. It is a transcript of the gene slc30a1b, whose product is annotated as solute carrier family 30 member 1b. Gene Ontology annotation, molecular function: calcium channel inhibitor activity; zinc ion transmembrane transporter activity. The record is from RefSeq and is a predicted model, not a curated record. Gene Ontology annotation, cellular component: membrane; endoplasmic reticulum; Golgi apparatus. Gene Ontology annotation, biological process: zinc ion transmembrane transport; intracellular zinc ion homeostasis; detoxification of zinc ion. The transcript is spliced from 2 exons. Lineage: Eukaryota; Metazoa; Chordata; Actinopteri; Cypriniformes; Xenocyprididae. Bases 558 to 2000 code for a protein of 480 amino acids.
UGGGUUGUUUUUAACCCAGCAUUUUAGUCAAUCCGAACAGAUAGGCUUUUUAAUGUAAUUGCACAACACCGCAAUUAUUCAGAAUUACAAUAAUUAAAUGAACGGGUAAUGAUAAUCGUUCUUUAUUACUAAUCUUUGCACACCUUGGAGUAAUUUAUAUUCAUUUGCACUGAUUGCUGUGAUUUAAAGGGCUGUUCUCACUGACCAUGUGACUCCAGCAUACAGUGAUAUUCGGCCAAUGGGGACGCAUGGGACUGUGUGUCCCCCUCAGACCGUGUGGAGAAGUUUACCGGUCCGGGUGCAAAGUCUCAAGUUUCGUUUAACUUCUCCUGGAGAUUCAACGAGCGUCUUUUAUUCCAUCAUCAGUCUAUGGCGGCCGGUGUUUCUCUCUAAUAAGUAUGAAUGAGCGUCUCGCUGUGCUGAACACUUUAGCAACUGAUAAUUCGCGAGUUGCCAAUAGCAACGCGUUUAUUUUCAAUAUUAAUCUCUUGUUUAUGCCAUAGACAUCAGGAAAUGUAAAUAUUAUUCGCGCAACUCUUUGCCGUUGAAGAUAAAUAAUGGGUUUGGGACCGAAUCGGGUGCGCUUGCUGUGUAUGCUGUCUUUAACGCUUGUGUUUUUUAUUGUUGAAGUUGUGGUAAGCAGGAUAACAGCAUCUCUCGCAAUGUUAUCAGACUCUUUUCAUAUGCUGUCGGAUGUAAUAGCCUUGGUAGUGGCUUUGAUUGCCGUGAGUUUUGCGGAGACCACUCGAGCCACGCGUAAAAACACGUAUGGCUGGAUCCGCGCAGAAGUGAUGGGAGCGCUAGUGAACGCCGUGUUUCUGACGGCCCUCUGCUUCACUAUUCUUCUGGAAGCCGUCGAGCGCUGCACGCUGCCGCACGAGAUCGAGAAUCCACGCGUGGUCAUUUGGGUUGGCCUGGCUGGUCUCCUGGUGAAUGUGCUUGGUCUUUUUCUGUUCCACGGACACGCAGGGUUUGGUGGGCACGGGCACUCUCAUGGAGGUCACUCUCAUCGGGGACACGGACACUCUCAUGGUCACAAGACGAAAAGCAGAGAUUAUGAAAAGCCAAAGGCACAUGAAGAAGCACAUAAUCUCAUGAUAAACAGCAGCAGUUCUCAAGGAGACCAAACUUCUGAGAUGAAAUCAGACAGCCUAAACAUCAAAAUCACUGCCAACGGCUCAUUGGAGGACCUGGAUCACAGUUCCGAGUCGGCUUCCCAGUUGAACAUGCGCGGAGUGUUCCUGCACGUGCUCGGGGAUGCGUUAGGUUCUGUCAUUGUGGUAGUCAACGCCUUGAUUUUCACUUUCGUGUGGACGCCGUGCCACAGCGACGAGAUCUGUUUCAACCCCUGCCGCAGCACCCACUUGACUGAACACCAGCAUGUUAACACCACAGUCCUGAGCAUAUCCAAACCGCACGACAGGACCCCCAGAACCGUAUCUGUAGCCGGACCAUGUUGGGUGCUUUAUCUGGACCCAACGUUAUGUCUAAUAAUGGUGUGUAUUUUGCUCUACACAACUUUCCCUCUCCUAAAGGAGUCGGCUCUGAUCCUGCUACAAACUGUACCCGAACAGAUCGAUAUGCACAAGCUGAAUGGGAAACUACAGAGCCUGGAUGGUGUUAUAGCCGUUCAUGACCUGCAUAUCUGGCAGCUGGCCGGGUCUCGCAUUAUUGCAACCGCUCACAUCAAAUGCGCAGAUCCGGCUACUUACAUGGACGUAGCCAAACGCAUUAAAGACAUUUUCCACGAUGAAGACAUCCAUGCUACUACUGUUCAGCCAGAGUUUGCUUCCAUUUCUGAAGGGUCUGGUGACUCACCAUGUGAGCUUUCCUGUCAAAGUCAAUGCAAACCCAAGCUAUGUUGUAAUCCGACCAAAAGGGCUAAACCGGAGUCGGAGCAGGCCAAGAUUAAAGAAAAGACCUGCAGUCAUCCCGUUGGAUGGGGUGAUCAGAAGGAAGUGGAGAAAACUGUACAUACGGAGAUAGAAUCAACAGUUUAGGUCAAGAAGGACAUAUUGCAUGAGUUGCACAUUAGCACUUGCUCAUAGCUGAUUGUCGCAGGAAAUAUGUGAAAUUAGGGCAAUUGUCUGGAUUAUUUCUAAUCUGCUUAUUGCAGAAGUAUGUCUCAGAGAGUUGGGUUUGCUGAAGCCAGCAACAUUAGAUUUCAUGCUGUGUUCUGUAUAUAAACCUGAUAUAUAAAAAACUGAAUACAAUUUUUUUGUUCAUA